Molecule: messenger RNA, 2208 nt
Organism: Jaminaea rosea
Lineage: Eukaryota; Fungi; Basidiomycota; Exobasidiomycetes; Microstromatales
Product: seven-hairpin glycosidase
Exons: 1
Coding region: 46-2097 (683 amino acids)
Biological process (GO): N-glycan processing; carbohydrate metabolic process
Cellular component (GO): membrane; endoplasmic reticulum
Molecular function (GO): calcium ion binding; mannosyl-oligosaccharide 1,2-alpha-mannosidase activity
Source: RefSeq, a predicted model, not a curated record
CUUCUUGGCUUUCUAUCAACUCAUACGACGACGACGACGACAACGAUGCCGCCGAGGAAGAGGAAUGUGGCAGCAGCCUCUACCGCAGCCUCGGACGACGGUGAAAAGAAGGAAGGCGUAGCUGCAGCGAGCGCGACAACUGCUCCCUCGCCCACGCAGCAACGCCAGCAGCUGCCCGCCUUUGUUCGCUACUUCCUCGUCUUCACGGCUAUCGCCUGCUUUGCCUUUGUCGCAUACGACCAAUACCCACAAUGGUCGCAGACAGCGCAGUCCUUUUCACCAGCUGCACCUCCCAGCUCUGGCCAGUCGGGCAAGCACCGACAGGAGCAGCCUCAGGCCAGCCCUGACGCUGAUCGGGCCGCCAAGCUGCAGGAGGAGAGGAAGAAGGUGAUGGAGCAAAUGAAGGAGGAGUUUGAGCAGUGGACGCCCAAGCCUGCUCUGCCCUUCUUCGUUCCUCCCAAGGAUCUGCCCAGCAAGCCCGUCAAGGGUGCAGAUGUGCCCAAGCGCGAUGCUGUCAAGAAGGCCUUCCAAUCGUCGUGGGCUGCCUACGUCGACGAGGCGUGGGGAGCAGAUGAAUACCACCCGAUUUCGCACACUGGGUCCAAUCUGAGCGUUGACGGAGGCAUCGGAUACACGAUUGUCGACUCACUCGACUCGCUGCUCAUUCUCGGCGAGCAGGACGAGUACCGUCGAGCUCGCGACUGGGUCAAGACCAACCUCGCUGGUGGUCUCCAAAAAUGGGAGAGGCAUGGACGCUACAAUGUCUUUGAGACUGUCAUUCGCACAUUGGGAGGCCUUCUCUCAGCGCACGCCUUCUGCAGCGAGCGCCCCUCCAAUUUGCCGGACACGACCUCUCCCUUCCACCACCUGUGCGACCCAGGAGACGCAGACAUGUACCUCGACACAGCCUCUCACCUUGCCAACCAGCUUCACCCGGCCUUCGACACGCCCACUGGCAUUCCCAAGCGUGAGGUCGACUUCUACUCGGGAGACGCCUUCGCCGACGAGGACAGCAACGGUGCUGCGAGCCUGGCGGAGGCUACUACCGUGCAACUCGAAUUCAAGUACCUUUCGUUCAGAAACAGCGACCCUUCCCUCUGGAAACUAGCAGAGCGUCCUCUUCAAGCGGUACGCACGGCCACGCGCUCUGGAACGCAGGAUGGCUUGCUCCCCAUCCUUCUCAGCUUCGAUAGCGGCUUGUUCUACCUCUCCCCGAUCCGCCUAGGCUCGCGAGGCGACUCGUACUACGAGUAUCUCAUCAAGCAGUACGUCCAGACGAAUCGCUCUGAGCAGGUCUAUAGAGAUAUGUUCGAUCGCUCCGUCUCAGGCAUCAAGAAGCAUCUGGUGAAGCAGAGCACAGCGAGCGCGCCGCCGUACCUCUUCACUGCGGAGAUCAUCCCGCAGAUGCGCAUGCAGGGACAGGAGAGGCCGGCCUUCCAGCUGUUGCCGAAACAGGACCACUUGGUCUGCUUCUUGCCUGCGGCAAUGAUGCUUGGCGCGCACGAGUACGGAGCACCGUCUGUCUGGCCGGAGUUGGACGAAGAGGCGACCGCAAUGGGCAAGCCGACGGUGCGCGAGGAGGACUGGGCAGUGGGACACGAGCUGCUGCGAGGAUGCAUGGCUACCUACCAGGGCACCCACACCGGCCUGAGCCCGGAGAUCGCCCACUGGCGCACGAUGAUGGACCCACAGCACGCAGAGGAGGAUUGGUAUAUCAAGCAGUCAAAGGACGGCGAGCCUCUCAUUGACGCUCGCAACAUCCUGCGACCAGAGACUGUCGAGUCUCUCUACGUCGCCUUCCACCUGAGCGGCGAUUCGAUCUACCGCGAGUGGGGUUGGGAGGUCUUCCAGGCCUUUGAGAAACACUGCAAGCUUGAGAAUGGAGCAUACGCCGGGAUCAAAGAUGUCGAUCCUGAUGACCUCGAAGAGGUCGAGCACGAGGACAAGAUGGAGACCUUCUGGCUUUCAGAGACGCUCAAGUACCUGUACCUGCUCUUUGAUGAUCAGGCGACGUUGCCGCUUGACAAGUGGGUGUUGAACACUGAGGCACACCCGCUGCCCAUCUUUGCGCCGACGCAGGAGACUGGCGUGGUAUGAUUGGGCGAAAGAUCGACAUGAGGGAAGACGAGGUUCAUACGAUGGUAUACUCUAUUAUAGCGUGAGCUUCUGCCUAAUCUGCAAGACAAUCUCAUUCCAGAGACGCCUCCC